Molecule: messenger RNA, 2566 nt
Organism: Didymella exigua CBS 183.55
Lineage: Eukaryota; Fungi; Ascomycota; Dothideomycetes; Pleosporales; Didymellaceae
Product: FMN-linked oxidoreductase
Exons: 2
Coding region: 48-2228 (726 amino acids)
Biological process (GO): tRNA processing
Molecular function (GO): RNA binding; flavin adenine dinucleotide binding; metal ion binding
Source: RefSeq, a predicted model, not a curated record
CUUUCGUAAGGUCAGCUUGCAGCAAUAAUUGUCUAAAAUCAUCUGCAAUGGACGGUGAAAAGGUCGAGGGCUUGUCUGGCCAGCCAUUGCUUGGUGCGACCAUUCCACUGGAUUCCAAUGGCGCACACAGUGGCGACAGCGAAGUGAAGAAACGCGCGAGAAGUAACAGCCCCAACGGUGAAGUUGCUAAAGGACAUGCGAAGCGCGUGAAAGGUGUUGCGCCUGUCAAGGCGGAGUACUUGAUUCUCCGCAGCGAUGCCAAAGUGGAGACAAAGGAUGCGGUUGUCGAUGAUGAUGCAGCUGAGGCAGCAGACGGUCGCUAUCAGAAGGGCGACUCGCGCGAUGCCCGCGAUGGCGGAGGUAAAGGCAAGAAAGGCAAGAAAGAGAAGAAGCAGAAAGGCGGCCAGAAUACCAGCCGAACUUUUGGAAGCUCUCGCGAUACACUGCCACUUUGCUCGACACGAAUGCUCAGCAAUGAGUUUUCUCCCAAGGAGUGCGGCUUUGGCAGCAAGUGCAGGUUCGAACACGAUCUUCGCAAAUACCUAAAAGAGGGCCGCCGUGAAGAUCUUACCACUUUCGACGGCAAAUGCCCAAUCCACGGGGUUAAAGGUUAUUGCCACCUUGGCUGGAAAUGUCGCUUUGUUGGCAGCCACUCGAAGGAGCGCGAUACUGACGAUGGGCGAAAAGAGCUGGUUCUCAUCGAGGAUGCCGAGCGCACGUCGACAAUGGUCAAUCUUGAGGAUGAGGUUGAUGUUGCAAACGUCGUGUCCAAAGACGUCAAGAUCGGCCUCGCAAAGCGCAAAAUACAGACACCGCGCUCAGACCAGUACAUGAAGUGGAUUGACUCCAAUAAAGAUAACGAGCGUGCCAUGUUCGAUUCGGCAGCUGGCGACAACGAGGCGUUGAAAGAGGAGAAAGAAGCGCGAAGAGCUGAAUUCGUCGAGGCGCCAUUCAGACCGUCCGAAAAGCGGAGGCUAUACUAUGGUCCUGAAACACCAAGUCUGGCACCUCUCACGACCCAAGGAAACAUGCCUUAUCGCAGGCUUUGCGUGGAUCUCGGUUGUCAGGUCACAUGGAGUGAGAUGGCCAUGGGUAUGCCUCUCAUUCAGGGCGAGAGAGGCGAGUGGGCGUUGAUGAAGGCGCACGAGUCUGAAAUCAGCCCACCAAAAUUCCUCCAAAAGAACACAGUCGUUCAGGGCUAUGACAACACGAGUGACAUGAAGUUUGGCGCUCAGAUUGCGGCGAACAAGCCAUGGCUAGCCGCAAAGACUGUCGAAGUCUUGACCGACCACUGCCCAAAGCUGCGAGCUAUCGACUUGAACUGUGGCUGCCCGAUCAACCUCGUUUGCGAGAAGGGCGCUGGUUCGGCUCUCCUUGACCAGGACUCGAAGCUUGAGAGCAUUCUACGUGGCAUGACUUAUGUGUCGAAGGAAACCCCUAUCACCGUCAAGAUCCGCAUGGGCACAAAGGACAACAACCCAACUGCUACAAAGCUGAUCAGGCGUCUUGUGCUUGGUGGCUACGAGGCCGUACAGUCCGGCAAAGGCACUUCUGGAAUUGCCGCCAUCACACUUCACGGCAGAAGUAAGCAGCAGCGCUAUUCGAGAAGUGCAGACUGGUCUUACAUCGCCGAAUGCGCAUCUCUCAUCAAGCGCCUCAAAAGCGAGAAGGAUGCACAAACGGACACAAUUGCCGAAGCCGAUCCUCGUGAUCUUGCCAAUGGCGGUCAUGUCUACUUCAUCGGCAAUGGUGACUGCUACUCUCACGAGGACUACUACAAUAACGUUAACAAUGCUGGCGUUGACUCCGUCCUGAUCGGCCGUGGUGCGCUGAUCAAGCCCUGGAUCUUCGAGGAGGUUGAGAAGGGCCAAUAUCUCGACAAGUCUGCCUCCGAGCGUCUGACCUACAUUGAGAAAUUCGCCAAGUACGGCCUGCAGACUUGGGGGUCCGAUGAAAUGGGCAUCGGGACAACGCGCCGUUUCUUGCUGGAGUGGCUCAGCUUCGCUCACCGAUAUGUACCUCACGGUCUUUUGGAGCACCUGCCUCCCAACAUCCAGGAUCGACCACCGAGGUUCAGGGGCAGGAACGACCUGGAGACGCUGAUGGCUAGUGAGAACUACAAGGAUUGGAUCAAGCUCAGCGAGAUGUUCCUUGGUCCUGCACACCCCAACUUCAAGUUCGAGCCCAAGCACAAGUCCAAUGCUUACGAGAUCGAGGCUGAGGGGUAGACGAGUGACACGUUUUCAUUUGGAGUUUAUCACUCUUGAGUCUCCAUUUGCAAUCAUGAGCUAGCAUUAUAGACUCCAAUGCAUGCGUGCGAACUACAUUCAUUGGGUGUGUGACUUCAAAUUCUUGACGAUAGGGGAGCUUCUUGAAGACAAGACCAUCGAAUCUUUCUUGGUCACAACAAGCUGGUCGUGUACAGUAAAUCGGACAAUGCUAGCGAUGUUGGUGUUGCGCCCAGACGGUACCAGCCUCAUGUUUUCUACGAUGUCGUCAGUUCAUAGCGCUUGAUUGGCCCAAGCGUGAGAACGCGCCGAAACUUUACACUGCGUCCCAUCGCUGC